Molecule: messenger RNA, 4756 nt
Organism: Micropterus salmoides (largemouth bass)
Lineage: Eukaryota; Metazoa; Chordata; Actinopteri; Centrarchiformes; Centrarchidae
Gene: pias2
Product: protein inhibitor of activated STAT, 2
Exons: 14
Coding region: 20-1762 (580 amino acids)
Biological process (GO): regulation of transcription by RNA polymerase II; protein sumoylation
Molecular function (GO): zinc ion binding; SUMO ligase activity; transcription coregulator activity
Source: RefSeq, a predicted model, not a curated record
AGAGGGUAGGGAGUAGUGAAUGAGAGAGGAUUUCGGACACAGCCUCUUAUUUAACGGCCCCAUCUCCACCGCCUGGCUGUGGCGUCACCUGGAAGUAGUCACGCCGGGCGGGAUGACCGGAACAACAAGAUGGCGGAAAAUGAGGAGUUUCGGGAGUCAGUCCUGUAACACAGACUUCAGUCUGUUGACUGGUGAAGCAGCUGUGUGGCACGACACCAAACCCAGCAUGAAUCUCCAGCAGCCAGCCCCUCUCAUCCCCCCCGUCCACCCGGAUGUGCAGAUGAAGCCCCUGCCCUUCUACGAUGUGCUGGACGUCCUAAUCAAGCCUUCAAGUCUAGGAGCAAGUUCUUCACAGAGGUACCACCAAGAAAAAUAUUUUAUCUUUGCCUUGACACCACAGCAAGUCCGAGAAGUAUGCAUAUCCAGGGACUUUCUACCGGGUGGCAGAAGGGACUACAUGGUUCAAAUCCAACUGAGGUUUUGCUUGUCAGAGACAAGUUGCCCUCAAGAGGAUAAUUACCCAAACAGUCUUUGUAUAAAGGUCAAUGGGAAACUUUUUCCUUUGCCAGGUUAUGCACCGCCACCAAAAAACGGUGUGGAACAGAAGAGACCAGGAAGACCUCUAAACAUUACCUCCCUCGUCCGACUCUCCUCUGCAGUACCCAAUCAGAUUUCAGUGACAUGGGCGCCUGAAAUUGGAAAAACCUAUUCGAUGUCUGUGUACCUGGUGAGGCAGCUGACAUCACCACUGCUCUUGCAGAGACUGAGGAUGAAGGGCAUCAGAAACCCAGACCACUCCAGAGCACUGAUUAAAGAGAAGCUGACUGCAGAUCCAGACAGUGAGAUUGCUACGACAAGCCUUCGAGUCUCACUUAUGUGCCCGCUGGGUAAGAUGCGACUGACUGUACCAUGCCGGGCGGUGACCUGCUCUCACCUGCAGUGCUUUGACGCUGCCCUCUACUUGCAGAUGAAUGAGAAGAAACCCACCUGGAUUUGUCCUGUGUGUGACAAGAAGGCUGCAUACGAGAGUCUCAUCAUUGACGGUUUAUUCUUGGAGAUCCUGAAUGACUGCUCAGAUGUGGAUGAAAUCAAGUUCCAGGAGGAUGGAACCUGGUGUCCCAUGAGACCAAAGAAAGAGGCUGUCAAGGUCCCCUCUCACUCAAUUCCAAAAAUUGAGACCUUAGCUCCUUUGCGCCAGUCUUCAGUGGUCCCCCAUUCCACUGAGCCCAGCUCCACAAAGAAGGCUGAUGUGAUUGAUCUGACUCUGGAAAGCUCUUCUUCCUCGUCUGAUGAGGACGACACAGACCCUCCACUGAAGAAACGCUGCGUUUACAUUUCCAAGAACGAGGAGAUGCAUGCGAAGGGAGUGUUGACCUACCAGCCAUCUGUGCGCAUGCCAAACGCCCAGGCCCUGGACCCAUCAUAUCUGACUGCUACGCUUGCUGACUAUGCAGUCCCCUUCCACCCAUCCACACUGGCCACCAUCCCCACAGACAUGCAGAGUCUGGAUUUGUUUUCCUUAAUUCAAGCAGAUCCUCAGCAUUACCGGCCGCAGAUGUUCCUCGACAACCUGACGAGCAGCAUGCAGAGUGCAGCGGCAGCCAGCACCAGCUCAGCCCUGGUCUCCUCCUCCAGCAGCCACUACGACACCAGCACACACGCUGCCGGCUCAAUCCACGAGACCCGGGUCAUCACAGGAGGAGGGGGGGGCGCUGGAGGAGGGACUGACGGUGGCAUAUCGGAUGUCAUUUCACUAGACUGAGCCACAUCUCACUGGACCUGUUCAGGCCUGUUUUCUGUGGCCUUUUUAGUCUAGACUACAUGACGUGUUUAGUUUUACACAAAACACCCAAAUUGGUAAACAUGAGCACUUUGUGGCUGGAACAUUUUUAUAAUAUUAAAAACUAUCCAGGCAUGUUUUCUUUUUGCCUUUAGGUUUUUAUUUGCAAAUGGGCUUUUCAUCCUGUCUGCUAUGGCUGGAUGAUGGAUCGUUUGAUGGCCGAGGACAACGUGUAUCAGUGAAUUGGUUCUUUUAUUCUCUUGACUUCAUCAUUUGGGAAAUAUUAUUGUUAGCUGUUACACCCUAAAUCACACAUCAGUAUUCCCUGGUGUUUCAGCCUUGCGUUAGUCCGCCACCUCUUUAGGAAAAGAAUCUGGCUUGCUAGAUGUUUCACUCUUCACCAGCCCCUCAGCUCUGUGCCUGAGCAUGUACUCAGUUGAAUCAGUGGAACUGUCGACCCUUUCACAUUAGUCACUUAUUCAGUCUUCAUAUCAAAAUAUAGCAUAGGAUCUUUCAUUAUCAUUUUGACCUGAGCAGUUAGUCUUUUGGCCAUCCAUAUAUAAGUGUAUAAAUAUUUUAAUAACCCUUCCACCCUUAGCUCUGCAGUGGUUUUCCUGGCAGAAAGAUACAUGUCAUGUAAUACUUUUCCCCCCAGUUUCUCCAGUGGAAAUACAGUGAACUCUUCAUUAAUUUGUUUGCUGACUUCAGCCUGUUCUGGCCAGGUUGACAUGAAUUGUGUGCCUCACUAGCAUGGAACAGGGUCAGGAUGAAUAGAAGGAGAGCUUGGACUCACUGCUUUCAGCAAGACUUUUUACACAUCAUCCAUGCAAGUGAAUGAAGCGUUGGAAGUAGGAAGCCCCUCUGUAAAAAGACUGAAACACAUUGUUGAUUGCCUGUUUGUCCUCGUCACACGGUGGAUGGGCUUUUUUGUCUGUUCUUACUGUAUCUCUGCUGGCUUUCUACAGCUGCGUUUUGUCAACCAUUCACACUAAUGGAAACAUGCGAGGCAGGUCAGUAAUUCACGUUUUCAUUGCUUCUAACAGCUUUGAGGUUAGUUACAGGGCAGCUUUCAUGUCAUACUAUCGUAAAUGUUCCAUUGUAAUUUAGUCCGAGCAGUAAUGAUUGAACUAGGUCAAAUAAAGGUGUAAAUGUAGUUCAGAUAUUCAGUUGGUUCCUCCCACUCCGCUUCCCAAAUCCAGUCCCUUUCAUUGGUGUUAAUUAAUUUGGUAAUUUAUUGGCUUAUGUUAAUUGCCAAGAUUUUAUUUGGUUAGAGAAAUGCACUUAAAAGUGGGGUAUUUAAUUUUGGAGAGAUCCAUUACCAUGACAAACCUCUAAAGCUCACUAAUGAACAUGUUGUAUCUCAUUUUGUUUGUUCCUUACAGAGAAACUAAGAACCACAGUUUGUGGUUUUAGGAGGCAUCGUGUGCUGCCCCAGGCCAGCGGGUUCUCCUGGCUUCCGGUCUUUGUGUUAGGCUAGGCUAACCACGUCCUGCUCCAGCUAUGUGCUGAACACAGACGUGGGAUUGAUCUUCUCAUCUCUCUGAAAGAAAGUCAAGUGUAUUCCCAAAAUGUUUUUUUGUCUUUUUUUAAAUGCUGUCACAAAUGUGUGCGUCAGCUUUGAAUAGCAUGAGACGGUUCAGUGGAUUCUGAGAUGAUCUGAAGAAAUCUGAAUACUGAUCCCUCUUCAGUUAAUUUUUUAAAAGUCCAGUCUGUAAUUCUUAACUCUGACCCCUAUCUUUGAUUUUGUUGUAUGUUGAUGAUGCUGCAUGUUGGGAUGGAUGGAUGUGACAUGGAAAUUUGCUCAGUAUUAACACCUACACAUAAUACUUUCUCACAGUUGACAGAAAGCAGUAACAUAAAGAACAAUAAACAGGGCAGCUACUGUAUUUCCUACCUGUGGCUUGCUUAUCAUCUGGAUUAGCUACUUCUUUGGAUUGCUUGCAGUGUAUGUGGACUCGCAGCCAUCAGGAGCUCAAUCUCAGGGACCUACACUCCACUUUCUGGGCUUGAUGGACCGAGUGAAUGAAUACAUCACAUAGAAACAACACUGUCAGCAUCAGUAACUGAAAUACAGGUGUUGAUGUGAAAGUUUGGCUAAUGUAUGUUUUAGGCCUUUGUCUCUUUUAUUAAAACAUGCCAAUGACUGUUGGCAGAUUCAAGUUUACAUGUUAAAGACUGUGAUAAGAAUCAGUUCACCCAGUGACAUUAAAAACUCCCUUAGCUGUAGUGAUUUAUGUGAACAGGUUGUGAGAUACCUCUCUGAGAUUCAAGUCUCCACAGAAUUUAAUUUGUGAAUUGAAAAAUGACAUUUAAAAUAUUGAACAGAACGGUUUCCCUGUUACUCUGGAGAAUUCAGACUAGAGACAGUCAUGACUGGAACGCUAUGAGAACCUUUAGCAGAGUUGUUGCCUUCAUUGUGUUGGCUGGAGGCAGGAAUCUUAGACGGAUGUCUCCAAACCUGGAUAAAUGAAACCUAAAUGAUCUGCUGCAGGUUGGUUAGAUGUAGGGAACCCACCCUUGCUAAGGUUAGCAUAAGUAAAAGUGAAAAUCUGCUACAUCAACAAUACUGUCACAUCAUUUCCCACCAUUACAGCCCUUUGACUCACAUCAGUGUUGCGUAGGGGUCACUGUGACUUUGUGAAUUUACUGAUCAGACUUUUCACAGCGUCUGUUCGCCUGCAGGCAGAUGUUUCUUGUGUGGCUCCAUGGGAUUUCAUGUCAUGUUUUUUAUUUCUUAUUUUGUACUCACAUUUUACAGACUUUGAAACGUAGUCCAGAUCACCUGGACAUUUCUCUCUCGACACCACGUUAACAGACUCGGAGAAAAGUACACAUUUUUGUUCGCCUUUUACGAGGUUAAUUACAGGAUGCUUUGUCACAAGUGUCAUUUCCUGUAUCUGUAAACUUGCAGCAUUUUGAAUUAUGGUACCAUGUGUGGGUGUUUUUAUUAUUAAACAUUUUCUUUUUUAUCAUAAA